Baudoinia panamericana UAMH 10762 is the source of this 1498-nucleotide messenger RNA. RefSeq lists its product as uncharacterized. The coding region runs from base 401 to 1309 and encodes 302 amino acids. NCBI's taxonomy places the organism in Eukaryota, Fungi, Ascomycota, Dothideomycetes, Mycosphaerellales, Teratosphaeriaceae. The record is from RefSeq and is a predicted model, not a curated record. The transcript has a single exon.
CGACUUCACAUUCCUGGUUUUCGAGUUUAGACUUUCCCACUUCUUCCCCUUUCGUCGAACUCUUACCUUGCCUCGAAGACAUACAGCACCUAUAGCACGACGUCGGCAAGUAACAUCAACGCUCGCGCACGAUUCAAUAAGGUAACGACAGGUAGCUGCGUUUUUCUUUACGUGAACUUUUCCUUUCCCUCUGGUGCAGACUCACCUCCACUCCAGCAACCUCACAUCCACCUUCAAAGUCCAAUACCCGCACCGAGCACCUUCUGAACAUCUUUCUACCAUCUACAUCAUACAAACAUCUUGCAAUCUCUUGCCUUGCAUAUUGCUCCGUGAACGCCACCUAGUCAACGUUCAUCGUAUUCCAGAGCAACGAAGACACCUGGCUGCAACAUCGACCAGCAUGGCGCCAGCACCUCCUCGAGUCGGCAACAGCGACGCCUCUCCGCUGCUCGACCUGCCACCGGAGCUCCGCAACAAGAUUUAUGGUCUGGUGUUUGGUAAACGCACAAUCCAUGUUGGCCGGCCGAGUCUUGGCUCGAAGCUCGACUCGCAUCGCCAGGUCGGUGAAUGUCUGGCUGAGAUAUCGGACAAAGAUCACCGCCGCUCGAUGCAUCACAGAGCCGUAGCGGCUGACAGCAAGGCCGCAAUCCAGCGGCAAAAAGUGCUAAAAGCGUUCGGUGUUCCGCUUAAUAAGAAGAGCGACGACGUGUUCGGCUACGGAGGAUUCGAGUCGCGCCACAAGUACUGCCAGUUCGGCGGCUACUCCCAUGUUAAGGAGCUCAACCUGCUCCGGACAUGCAAGCAGAUCCACGACGAGGCCGCGGGGAUACCUUUCGCGAGCAACGAGUUCACCUUUCAGAAUGCUGCCACCUUCGCCAGCUUUGUGGCGUCCAUUGCUCCACACCAACACGCCGCAAUACGCAACGUGACGCUGUAUGCCCUGGGCUAUGAGCGCGAGCGCACCUGGGCGGGGACGGGUCUGACGCGUUCUCUAACCAGCUUGACGGGACUGCGUCGCGUGGUGCUGACCGUUGCGGUGCGUCGUUGCGACUUGAUGUCGGGUCGAAACAUCAAAAGCCGGCAGACACGCCAGCGGCUCUUUGCGGGUUUAGAGAUGUUGAAAGAUGUGAAUAUGUGCGAGAUUGAGGUGCUGAUAAUCAACUCGGAGGGGAUGGGCCGGGCCGUUAUGAGCGCUGUUGCGAGAGAUGAGUCUGUUCCUAGCUGCGCGGACUUGGUGAAGUGGGAGGAAGAGAUCAAAGCGACGUUGUUGCCAUCAGGCAAUGCUCUCGAGGGAGAGGUUCUCGCUUGAAGAUUGCCGCGGAGACUGAAGAUGCGUUGCGCUCUGAUUUUCAUUACCGCUCGGCUUGAAAUUGGUCGUGGAUUGGUUGCUUGGAGUCUGCCUGCGCGUCGUCGGUUCGAGUUGUGAUGGAGCAUUGUGUUUGUUGGAUUCGAAUGUUUAUCGCAUAAGACAAGCUUGUCUUGCUCAUUCACUUCGCAC